Molecule: messenger RNA, 1064 nt
Organism: Mercenaria mercenaria
Lineage: Eukaryota; Metazoa; Mollusca; Bivalvia; Venerida; Veneridae
Product: 39S ribosomal protein L49, mitochondrial-like
Exons: 4
Coding region: 70-636 (188 amino acids)
Biological process (GO): translation
Cellular component (GO): ribosome; mitochondrial large ribosomal subunit
Molecular function (GO): structural constituent of ribosome
Source: RefSeq, a predicted model, not a curated record
UUCCUGCACGGAGAUUGGGGGUGAAUGCGGGUAAUUUGUGUCGCUUAAUAAACUUUUCCAAAAUUCAAGAUGUCAGCCUCCAUGAUCCGAAGUUUUCCCAAAAUUGGAAGAAAAUUAAUGCAGUUAGAAAGACAUGCACCCAUUUUAACCCAAACGAGAAGUAUCAACGACAGACAGAUUAUUGAUAAAACCGUGCCCUAUUUGGCAGAAGAAGAAAAAAAGGUAUCACCAGAUGCAGAAUAUCCAGAUGUGGAGAUUCUCUAUGAUGAGUUCAAGUUUGUUGAAAGAUUGAUCCCGGCCAAAACUAUUCCUUCGGUUCCCGAACAUGAAGUUUAUCCAACACCGUCAGGCUGGGUACCACCUAAUGAGAGCUUACAGCCUAGUGAAUAUAAAGUUAGAAGAACAAGAAAUCAUAUGUUGCCGUGUUACUACACAAAGCACUUCAGCGGUAGACAAACAAUAAAAGUGAAACAUAUAUAUGGAGAUAUAUGGCGACUGAAAGAAGAUGCUACAAAGUAUUUCAAGACCAAGGGAGUCAGGUGUGAAAUACAGGUACAUGAGAUUGGACGAUUUGUGCGCUUCAGAGGAAAUGUACAUGAAACUGUUUCCAAAUUUUUACUAAGUAAAGGAUUCUGAUGACGGACAUGUGAAAGUGAUGAUAGAUCAAAAUGGAUUCAUGGAGUAUUCACUAUUGCCAUAUUAGGAGAAGAUCACAAACGUGAUCAAUAAAUGCAGCUUUUGACAAAAAAGUAAAAGUUUUUUUUUUUUUACGUAAAUAUUCUGAAAUACUGCACUUUUUUGUAAUUUCAGAAUAGAAAUUCUGAUUAAGAAAUUUGACAAAUAAAUGUUACAAAUUGUAAAGAAAUGUAGGUUUUUUUUUCAAUACCUUGCUUUGAAGACAAAUGGAUCGAUAUGGCAAUGGAUUGAUUCAGCUCCAGGGAUAUUUUUACGCUUGUACAGAGAAGUGACUGUAUCACACUGUGUUUAAAUGUUUUCAGGAGGUCUGUCUACUCUAUUACAGAAAAUUAUGUUUUUGAAAGAACAUAAUAAAGACAACAAACAUG